Messenger RNA from Pedinophyceae sp. YPF-701, 696 nucleotides. The record is from the annotation of a GenBank genome assembly. NCBI's taxonomy places the organism in Eukaryota, Viridiplantae, Chlorophyta, Pedinophyceae.
AUGUCGCGCCGCCUGCUCUGCUUCCUCGUGCUGGCCGUGUGCCUCCUCCUGACCGCACAGGUGGCGGAUGCAGGCAAGGCGAAAAAGGCCAAGGGCCGCAAGGCGAAGAAGGCGAAGCAGGCCAAGGCACCCAAGGCGCCCAAGGCGCACAGGUACCCGGCGUAUGGCGCGUUCUACACGGGCUCUGACGCCGCGGGGGGCUACCAGGUGACGGGCCUGAACCCUGGCGGCAGCACGCAGGCGACGGCUACGCACGUCAAGCCGUCCGGCAGCGCGUACAAAGUCAAGUACAUGAAGAAGAAGGGAACUCUUGAGUACAAGGUCAAGGACGGCGUGACGGUGCUGUCCACCACUGCAGGCGCGCACGGCAGCUCGCAGGGCUACGGCGCGGGCGCCGGCAGCGCACACGUCGCAGCCGACCCCCACACGACGUACGGCAACGGGUACUCGACGUCCACGAUCUCGCAGUGGGACGGCAAGGCCAAGGUAAGGGUGUUUCCCGACGGCACGUACGCAGUCAAGUCGAAGGACACCCCGGACGUGCAGACGGCGCACGCUCAGAACCUCGCGACAUGCACCACUGGCUCGACGGACCCGAGCUGCGGUGCGGGCGUCAGCGGGGGCAGCUCGUUGUCGCUGUGGGGCCGCCGCUCGCUGCGGAUGGUGUUCGGGGACCUGUUCGGCAGCUCUGCGUAG